UUACCUAGGAAUAAUUGAGAUUGAUGUCUGAUGAAGAAGAUGAAUUAUAUAGGUGGCCUAUGAAUGUAAUAUUAAAAAAGCUCAUCGCUCCAACACCACCACCGCUACCACCACCUCCACCGGUGGCCGUGAACAACAAGAUGAUGACGAUGAGUUUUGAAGAUUUCGAUUUCCAAAACCAUAACAAUCCAUUUAUGGCUGCCCCGUUAGAUCCGACGACGACGACGACGAUGCUUUCCCCGUUUCCGCAGUACCUACAGUCGGAUUUGACGCCGUUUCAAUUGUUGCCGCCGCCGCCGCAGUCCGUACAAUACCAGGAGCACGUAAAUAUGUCGAUGUUGAACUACUCGGAAUGCUCAUCGGACAACAAACUGGCGGCGAUGAUUCCGACGACGGAAGCAGCAGCAGUGGGGGCGUCGUCGACCAGGAGCUUUAAGAAAACGACGUCGUCGGAGGAAUCGAUUGAGAGGAGACAGAAUAGGAUGUUCAAGUACCUACAGCCGGAUUUGACGCCGUUUCAAUUGUUGCCGCCGCCGCCGUCCGUACAAUACCAGGAGCACGUAAAUAUGUCGAUGUUGGACUCGGAAUACUCAUCGGACAACAAACUGGCGGUGAUGAUUCCGACGGUGGAUUCGACGACUGCGACGCCGGAAGCAGCGGCAGUGGGGGCGUCGUCGACCAGGAGCUUUAAGAAAACGACGCCGUCGGAGGAAUCGAUUGAGAGGAGACAGAAUAGAAUGUUCAAGAACCGAGAGUCCGCCGCAAGGUCCAGAGCUAGAAAACAGAAAGCCGAAAGCUUGAAGAAGAGGAUUGAGUUUCUCGUAAAGUUAAGGGAAAUAGAGAAGCAAUUAUUGUCUUCUUAUCAAAAUACAAUGCCUAAAUUUCAACUGCGUCGGACCAACUCAGCUCCUUUCUGAAUUUUAUUAAGAACUUAAUUAUAUGCAAUUUUUUUUCUUUUUUGUUUGUUUGUUUACUUAUUUUGUAUUGCACAAUAUCAUAGUAUAUAGAUUAGUCGUUUCGCGUUUUCUCUCUUAAAUAAUUAUUCAAAGAAAAUAGUCUUUUCUUUGGAUAGAUCUCGAAAAAAUAUCAAAGUUAAAAAAAAAAUAUUUAAAAUAAACAAUCGAGUACAAAGUUAUGCUUGGUAAAAGUUUUAAAAAAUUACAAUACUUUUCUCUGCUUUUAAGAAAACCGCAAAGAAAAAUCUUUCUUUCUCUGCGGUUUUCC
Messenger RNA from Humulus lupulus (European hop), 1224 nucleotides. RefSeq names its product ABSCISIC ACID-INSENSITIVE 5-like protein 7. Gene Ontology annotation, molecular function: DNA-binding transcription factor activity. Gene Ontology annotation, biological process: positive regulation of DNA-templated transcription. NCBI's taxonomy places the organism in Eukaryota, Viridiplantae, Streptophyta, Magnoliopsida, Rosales, Cannabaceae. The transcript has 3 exons. Gene Ontology annotation, cellular component: nucleus. The coding region runs from base 24 to 917 and encodes 297 amino acids. The record is from RefSeq and is a predicted model, not a curated record.